Messenger RNA from Aspergillus oryzae RIB40, 1578 nucleotides. Its product is annotated as MFS transporter. The transcript has 2 exons. NCBI's taxonomy places the organism in Eukaryota, Fungi, Ascomycota, Eurotiomycetes, Eurotiales, Aspergillaceae. Gene Ontology annotation, molecular function: transmembrane transporter activity. The coding region runs from base 1 to 1578 and encodes 525 amino acids. Gene Ontology annotation, cellular component: membrane. Gene Ontology annotation, biological process: transmembrane transport. The record is from RefSeq and is a predicted model, not a curated record.
AUGGAGUCUGAUAUGUACGAUGCAACACCGUCUCCAUCCGCGUCGAGAUCCGACGUAAGCCGCAAUGAGUUGAAUGGGAAACUGCCGGACGACCCCAAUGAUGAUCCCGAAGCACUGACGCGCACUGACACUACUCUGUCCGCCGUGGUACCGCCGAAGGAGCUGUGGCGGGAGAUUCUCUUCGUCGUGGUGGUCUGCAUGGCUCAAUUCAUGACGCAGGCGGGCCUGUGCAUCUCGAUCGCCCCGGUAUAUAUCAUCGGCAGGAGCUUUCAGACGUCCACCCCCGGCGAGUUGAGUUGGUUUGCGGCGGCAUACAGUUUGACGGUUGGCACCUUCAUCCUGGUCUGCGGUCGGCUCGGCGACGUCUUGGGCCAUCGAUUGAUGUUCAUUAUCGGCUUCGCUUGGUUCGGUCUGUGGUCGUUGCUGGCGGGCUUCAGUGUCUGGUCGAAUCAGGUCUUCUUUGACUGCUGCCGCGCUUUACAAGGAAUGGGACCGGCCAUGUUGCUCCCGAAUGCGAUCGCCAUCCUCGGGCGCGCAUACCCACCGGGCUUGCGCAAAGAGAUGAUCUUUAGCUUCUUUGGGGCCACCGCGCCGAGCGGCUUCAUCAUUGGGGGAGUGUUCUCCUCGAUCUUGGCACAAAUGACGUGGUGGCCGUGGGCGUACUGGGUCCAGGGCAUGGUGUGCUUUGCCUUUGCUGUGCUGGGUGUUUUGGUCAUUCCGCACACGUCGCGACCUCAUUUCCAGAAGGACCUUCCGAUUUGGGUGCGACUGGAUCUGCUAGGAGCAGCGGCCGGUAUCAUCGCCCUCGUACUGAUCAAUUUUGCUUGGAACCAGGCCGCGUUGGUCGGAUGGGCCACCCCGUACACCUACGUGCUGCUCAUAGUUGGCUUUAUCAUCUUCGGCGGCUUCCUUUGGAUCGAACGCAUUGCCCAAUGUCCGCUGCUGCCAAGUGCAGUCUUUACCGGUGACCUAGCAUGGGUGCUGGGAUGUAUCGCCGCUGGGUGGUCCAGCUUUGGCAUCAUUAUCUACUACUUUUACCAAUUUAUGGAGGAAAUCAAGGGUAACUCUCCGUUACUAGCCACAGCCAAAUGGGUUGCCGCGGCUCCGUCUGGUGCUAUAGCGGCUCUGCUGACAGGAUUCCUGCUCGGCCGACUGCCCCCUAGUGUCAUCAUGUUUUGCGCGAUGGUCUUCUUUACGGCCGGUCUGUCCGUCUUUGCAACGGUCCCCGUGGACCAGACCUACUGGGCUCAGGCAUUUGUAGCUAGCCUUAUCACGUCAUGGGGCAUGGAUAUGUCCUUCCCAUCCGGCACCCUCAUCCUCAGCAAUUCAAUGCCCCACCACCAUCAAGGCCUCGCCGCAUCCCUCGUGACCACCACGGUCAACUACUCCAUCUCCCUCGGACUAGGAUUUGCCGGGACCGUGGAGUCGAAUGUGAACGAUGGUGGACGCAAUGUCCUCCGGGGCUAUCGAGGAGCUCUUUACUUGGGUAUUGGCUUUGCGGGGUUGGGUCUCGUGGUCUCGAUUUUGUUCAUGUUUGUAUCUUGGAGGCGUUCUCAGGUGUCGCACAAGUCUGGAUGA